This is a messenger RNA of Trichoderma aggressivum f. europaeum, 1476 nucleotides long. RefSeq lists its product as uncharacterized. The record is from RefSeq and is a predicted model, not a curated record. Gene Ontology annotation, molecular function: metalloexopeptidase activity. The transcript is spliced from 5 exons. NCBI's taxonomy places the organism in Eukaryota, Fungi, Ascomycota, Sordariomycetes, Hypocreales, Hypocreaceae. The coding region runs from base 1 to 1476 and encodes 491 amino acids. Gene Ontology annotation, biological process: proteolysis.
AUGAAGUUCUGGAACAAUCUGGCCUGCGCUGGCCUUCUUGUUUCGGCCGCUGUUGCGUCAGACGAACUUACACCCGACGCCGUCGAGAGAGACAUUGAAGAAAAAAACCUCCAAAAUGUUCUCUGGAACCUGAACCACAUCGCAAACGACAACGGCGGCAACCGAGCCUUUGGCCUCCCUGGCUACAACGCUUCUAUCGAUUUCAUCCUUGAACGCGUACAGACGCGCUUCGGCAACGAGCUUGAUACCUACGUCCAGCCAUUCACUCACUUGUUUGAGAGCACCCGGAGCAUCUCUGUCAAGGGACCUGAAGGUGAAGACGUAUAUGUCAUUACUCUUCAAUACAACACCGCCACACCUCUUCCUGGCGGCAUCACUGCCGAGCUCAUCGACACGCCGGUUGACGAUGUAAGGGGAUCGGCCUGUUUUGCGGACCAGUGGGAAGGCAUCGACGCCUCAGGAAAGAUUGCUUUGGUGAGGCGAGGCAUCUGUGCCAUUGCCGACAAGCUCAAGCUGGCCAAGGCGCAUGGUGCGCUGGCAGUCAUCUUGUACAACAACCUCCCAGGCCAGCCCAUUGGAUCGGCUACACUGAGCGCCGACAACAUUGGACUGCUGGUUCCUGUUGGCGUCAUUACUCAGGAAGAGGGUACUGCAUGGAAAGCUCGUCUUGGAGCAGGCGAGACCCUAACCGCCACUCUCGUCGUGGAUUCCGUCAACGAGAUCCGAGACAGCUGGAACAUCAUUUCGGAGACCAAGGAGGGUGACCCAAACAACGUGAUUUUGCUUGGUGCUCAUCUGGAUUCUGUCCAAGCCGGUGCCGGUGUAAACGACGAUGGCAGCGGAACUGCUGGUCUUCUUGAGCUGGCCAGUUCUUUCCGGAGAUUCAAGGGCUUCAAAAACAAAGUCCGCUUUGCCUGGUGGGGUGCUGAAGAGAGCGGUCUGAUUGGCUCUCUGUACUAUGGUCAACAUCUGUCUGAAGAGGAGGCAGAUCGUAUCCGUUUCUACUUCAACUAUGACAUGAUUGGUUCCAAGCAGCCCAUCUACGCUGUGUACGCCGAUACCGAUGCCCACAAGACUGGCGGCUCCAUCCUCUUUGACUACCUUCAAUCCAAGGGCAAGCCUGUCGAAUAUGGCGGAUUCGGUUCAUCUUCUGACUAUGUUGCCUUCUUGGAGCUCGGCAUCCCCUCUUCUGGUCUCUUCACCGGCGCCGGUGCCCCAGAAGAUGCGUGCUACCACCAGGCCUGCGAUAACCUGGACAACAUCAACUGGGAGGCCAUCACGGUGAACACCAAGGCUGCCGGUCGUGCGGCGGCACAGCUUGCAUUGAGCUUGGACGGCAUUCCUCUUCGUGAAAAGUCUAGCCUCAACCCAAGCAGCAGACGGGCUGUCCAGAGACAGCUCAACCGGGCUGCACAGCUUACAAAGGUGAUUGAUAAGUCUCACAAAUGCGGAGGCUUGGGUAACAACACAGUUUAA